GGGCUCUGGGAGCCCUUGCCACCCGGAUCCCGUCGCCAGCAGCAGGCAGUCAGGUGCAGCGGCUGCGGGACAGCCUUCCCGGAGGCCUUCGCGCUCCUCGACCACCUGGUAACUCACUGUGAGGAGAGACCCUUCGGGUGCCCCAAAGGCGGAGGUGCCCCCGAGGAGAACGGGACCCUGGACGGUCACAGGAAGAGCCCCACGGGAGGAGCGCCCCACGUGUGCCACGAGUGCGGGAAGGCCUUCAGCUACCCGUCGAAACUGAGGAAGCACCAGAAGGUGCACACGGGCGUCAGGCCUUUCGGCUGCGGUGAGUGCGGGAGAACCUUCAGCCGCAAGGACGCCCUGGUGCUGCACCGGAGGAUCCACACCGGGGAGAGGCCCUACGCCUGCGGCCAGUGCGGCAGAGCCUUCAGCGUUCUGUCCACCCUCAUCCGGCACCGGAAAGUCCACAUCGGAGACCGGCCCUACGAGUGCCGGGAAUGUGGGAAGUUCUUUAAGUACAGCCAGAGCUUCGUGCUCCACCAGAGAGUUCACACUGGAGAGAAGCCUUACGCGUGCACGCAGUGCGGGAAAGCGUACGUGACGCGCUCCGGCCUGUACCAGCACGGGAAGGCCCACACCGGCGAACGGCCCUACGAGUGCGGCCUGUGCGGGAAGACCUUCACCACCAGGUCCUACCGCAACCGGCACCAGCAGUUCCACACGGAGCAGCGGGCCUACGAGUGUGCGGAGUGCGGCAAAGCCUUCAAACACAGCUCCACGCUCCUGCAGCACAAGAAAGUCCACACGGGAGCAGGGUCGUAGGCGGCCGGGAUGUGGGAAGGCCUUUCGCCACAGCCGGCACCUUGCUCGAAGCGGAAGGUCUCUCUCCAGGGAGGAGGUUGAGGAGAGGAGCCAUUUGAGAGGUGAGCCAGGCACACCCCACACCCCGCCGGGAGGGGUCGGGUGUGCGGGAAGCUUCCGGGAGCUGUGUGCACGCUGACCUGCCCAGGCCGCUGCCGUCCGACAGUCCCCAUGGUGGCAUCUGCCGCCCAGUGUGCUCAGGGACAGCAGACCUCGGUGCUCCCUGCUCUGUGUAGAACAGAGUCCUGAGUGUUGGAGCCCAUAUUGGGCGUUACGUCCCGACUGGUUCAGGUGUGGGCAUCACCCCGCUGUGGCCAACGGUCGCUAAGCAGUGCCCACUGGGGUGUGUGGGGAAGGUGAACGGUCUCUCGUACUGUUGACACUGCUCGGGGCACCUGUCUCUCUCUCACUGCUCCGGAGGGCACAGCAGUGAGGCCUUGUUGUUGGCCUUGGCUGGUGCGGCUCAGGGGGUUGGACAUCCCGUGCACCCAGAGGUGGUUGAUCC
This is a messenger RNA of Myotis brandtii (Brandt's bat), 1351 nucleotides long. RefSeq names its product zinc finger protein 584. The record is from RefSeq and is a predicted model, not a curated record. The transcript has a single exon. NCBI's taxonomy places the organism in Eukaryota, Metazoa, Chordata, Mammalia, Chiroptera, Vespertilionidae. The annotation marks the transcript as partial. Gene Ontology annotation, cellular component: nucleus.